Molecule: messenger RNA, 369 nt
Organism: Didymodactylos carnosus
Lineage: Eukaryota; Metazoa; Rotifera; Eurotatoria; Philodinida; Philodinidae
Source: the annotation of a GenBank genome assembly
AUGAUUCUAAUGAAGGACGCUGUGACCAACACCACGCUCCAAACCGCUGCUAAUUUUAUUGCACAUAGUGUAACUAUUGCGAAGAGGUUUGAAGAGUUACCUUCUGUAGUUGGUUCAUUUAAGGAAAGAGUUUUGAUAUUAGCAAUUGAUGAUUUUCCAGUUGCUGGUUCAAUAAGAGAAUUUAUUGAUGUAUUACUCAAUAAUGAUGUUAUUGAAUGUGUAAAAAUACUAGAAAAAUAUGAAAUUGAUUGGCCAUUCAAAGCCCCAAACACAACAGAAAAAUUAGCUCAAUUUUUGGUUGAUUAUGGAGCUGCAAAAGGCUUUAAUAAACAACAAGUAAUUGCUAAAUUAAAAAAAUAUUGUUGCUAA